This is a messenger RNA of Australozyma saopauloensis, 2274 nucleotides long. RefSeq lists its product as uncharacterized. Gene Ontology annotation, cellular component: cytoplasm. Lineage: Eukaryota; Fungi; Ascomycota; Pichiomycetes; Serinales; Metschnikowiaceae. The transcript has a single exon. Gene Ontology annotation, molecular function: Hsp90 protein binding. Bases 1 to 2274 code for a protein of 757 amino acids. The record is from RefSeq and is a predicted model, not a curated record.
AUGCUGGAUUUGAACUUGGAUCAUUUGUCAAUUGAGGAUGAUGGGUCAGUACUCAAGUUGGCACAGAGUGGAGAAACGUUGAGUCGUGAUCAAUGGGAGAGUUUGGAGAAACUAAUUUUACUGGAUAAAAAAAAUCCACUGGUUGCGGCCGUGUUUAAUAGGGCGCCACGCCCAUUUUUACAGUCAGUUCUGGCCUCGCUAAAGAAUGCCAAAACCGAAGAUUCGAGCGGAAAAAAGGGUGACAUCUUGGACGAAGAAUUCCAACAGAAAACACUUGCAGUUGCCAGGGCCAUUUGUAGACUCGUUGCGCCACUGGACUAUGAAGCUAUCCUGGACAUAUGCUUGGAGAACCUUUCGUCUUCACUUUACUUGCUUCUCUAUACCACUAUUAUUGCGAGCCAUUGCGUCGAUGCGAAGAAAUCUUUCCGUUCUAUUCUUCCAUAUAUCUGCUCCCGCACCAAUACUGUGUCCAUGUGUGUGACCUUAUCCGUGUGUCAACUUCUCCGGAAAGAUCCAUCAUGUGAGCAGGUCCUCGCCUCGCGAAUCGAGGAAAUAUUUCAAGAUGAGCCCUCAAACAUUUCGAAAGAAGACUUUUCUUUUGUGUUCUCUGCUUUUGAGUUGUUUCUCCCGUUGGCGCCUGCGCUGUUGGUAUCUCUCUACUGCUCGGACUCUUGUAGAGACUUGUUCCUUUUCCGCGGUUUGAUCCUUGAUCCUGAUCAAUAUUCAGAAGACUCUGAGAUUGCCGCUAAGCUCCUAAGGGUGAUUUCUGCCUCCUGCAUUUCUCCGGAUGCCCGGAAGUUCAACUCUACGAACUAUUCUCAAUUUCUCAUAGGCGGUACUAAGGUCAAGUCUUCGAAGACCGUGCUCAGUCUAUCAUUGUUGUGCUUGGUGAAGAUAUGGAACUUUUCUGCAUUGGAAGAUAAAUUUCCCGUCCUGGCUAUUCUUUCAGAAGUCUUGAGCUUGCUAAAGAAUACUCAGGAUGACUCUAUUAUUGAACCUCUCAUUGAAGCUUUGACAUACUUGACUCUUAGUGCAUCACUCAGGACAACUGUUCGUAACGACAAAUCGCUUCCUUCUAAGUUCAUGUCUCUCUUCGAAAAGUCCUCCUCCCAGUCUGCGAGGUACGGACUACUCACUAUCUUCAUGAAUUUGACUAGAGUAGCGCCCCCGGGUGCCACCCAGGAUGAACAGACAAAAAACUACUUGAAAUCUGUUGCAGAAUCGAAUAAAACAGGAGAGACAGAGGCGUCAAUUAUCGCGUUCAACAAAGAAAUGAUCAACAAACAGCUUCCCAAACAUUUAAUUGCGUGCAGUUCAGGAAAUGAUAAAUGGAUGGGUCCUAUCGUGCAAAUCAUUUAUUUUCUUACAAUCAAACAGACUAAUGUGGUUGUAUCAGAUGUCGGACUGGACUCUGUACCUGACACUCUUCUCAAGUAUCUCCUAAAUCACACAACCCUUGAGGAGAAUACUGGCAAAACCAAGAGCAAUACGGAUAACAAUUCAACAAACGAGUUUAGAUCUGCAGCAAUCAAGGCUCUAGCAGCAUUGACGAGAGCUCUGAACCCAACGAAGUUAUUCAAAGAGUAUAAGCCUCAGAUUGCAGUUCCGUUUCUCCUUGAAUCAAUUGAUCAGAAGGAAACUCUGGGGACUCUCCAGUCUGAACAAAACUCUUUUUUCAAUAGCUUGGAUUUAUUGUUUGGACUUUUAGCAUUGACGAAUUUGUGUGCCAUCCAAGAUCCUGACCUUCACAGACUCGUUGUGCAGAAAACUUUUGAUCAAUACCUCAAAGAUUUUAUUUUCGAUGGGUCCAAAACCAGCAUACAAAAAGCCGCGUGGGAGCUAGUCAACAACUUAAUGGAAAGUCCAUACAUGUUGGCCAAGUUUUUCAAUCCAGAGAGUUCAACGAGUGCGAAAAAUUUGGCUUUACUCAUCAAAUUUCUUAAUGCUGAAGACGCUUCACUACAGGAAAUUAUCGCUGGCCUCUUGGCAAAUGCAACGUCUGAGUAUGCGCUCGUUAGUUCUGCAAUUACUGCCAACAAUGAAGUAUUCAACGACUUGUCGUCCAUAAUUGGUCAGAUCUUGAACGAGCAAACUCAUAAUCAUGGUCUCUUGUACAGAAUUGGAAUAUUUUUGAUGAAUCUUACGGUUUCUGAGCAGGCUGUCGCUUGUUUGGAGCGAAGCACGGAAAUCAAAACGGGGCUUCGGAGAGCAAUUACAGUCUCAAAGGAACCUGAGCUCUUCCGUGAAAUCUAUCAAACUAUUUAUGAUAUCUAA